AUGAAUAUUUGCCAAAGUCACGCUCUCAAGCUCGAAGAACAAUUACAUUCAAGAAGUACUUUUCAAGUAGUUCUGGAAUCCUUUAUCUAUGGUUCCAUUGCGGCGACUGCAUUUAUCGGAAAUCUUCUAGUGCUUUAUAUUGUGUACAAAACACCAAGACUUCGAACCGUUCCAGGCCUCUUCUUGGCAUCGCUCGCUCUUUCAGACAUUACCAUGGCCUGCCUCGGGACCCCACCCUCUGUAAUAUCACUCAUUAAAGGGCGAUGGAUUUCUGGUUUUGCUGCAUGUCAGUUACAAGGCUUUGUCGUCAUAUCCACAGUCAGUGCCUCUCUUUUGAACAUGGCCCUUAUGUCUGUAGAUCGAUAUUUCCGGGUUGUUCGCCCUAUAAAACAUCGAUUGCUCUUCACCAUGCCGCGCGCGCGGUUGAUGACUGGGGCAGUAUGGGUAAUAGCCCUAACAACCCCAAUUCCCUACCUUGGUAGUGGUAAGAGAUUCAUUUUCCAUCCAGGGAAGUUUUUCUGUUUCCACCAAGAAAAGCACUCAUUUGCUUCUAGUGUAAUCUACGUCUACGUGUUAGCCUCGUUGGCUGUCCUCACCUUUUGCUAUGUUAACGUUUUUAGGAACUUGCAGUUGAACACAAGACGCGUUAAAAAUCUCCGUGUGGCUUUUGAAACGCAAAAUAAUAAUACAAAGAUAUCUACAGAAGAGAUUAAACUGACUCGAACUUUAUUCGUGACUGUUUUAGGAUACCUUAUUUGUUGGACCCCUAUUCUUGUUAUCGACUUUGUAGAUAUGGGCCUUGGAUGUUGGUCCCAGUCUCGAGGGAUUUAUGUCUUGUACACAAUGAUAGGCCUUACAAGUUCUUCUCUUAACCCCUUCAUAUAUGGGGCCCUCAAUAAGACGUUUAGGAGAGGAUACAAAAAGCUAUUUUGCUUCAGAGCUGUCUUCGAACAAGCCGCGGAACACAGCUGUGAAUUAUCGAACAGCAAGUAUUUGGAUCGUGGUCGAGAACGCUUGGGAGAUGAAUUAUGA
Porites evermanni is the source of this 1032-nucleotide messenger RNA. NCBI's taxonomy places the organism in Eukaryota, Metazoa, Cnidaria, Anthozoa, Scleractinia, Poritidae. The record is from the annotation of a GenBank genome assembly.